Messenger RNA from Hypoxylon trugodes, 894 nucleotides. Its product is annotated as ClpP/crotonase-like domain-containing protein. Gene Ontology annotation, molecular function: enoyl-CoA hydratase activity. The coding region runs from base 1 to 894 and encodes 297 amino acids. The record is from RefSeq and is a predicted model, not a curated record. Gene Ontology annotation, biological process: fatty acid beta-oxidation. Gene Ontology annotation, cellular component: mitochondrion. The transcript has a single exon. Lineage: Eukaryota; Fungi; Ascomycota; Sordariomycetes; Xylariales; Hypoxylaceae.
AUGUCCUCCACUCAAUUCACAUCACAACCCCCCUCCGUCCCAAACACCCUAAUCUCCUUCCCAAGCCCACACAUCCUCCUCGUAACGCUCAACCGCCCAGACGCUCUAAACGCGAUUCCAGUCCCACAACAUUUCGCCCUCGAGAAACUAUGGGAAUGGUACGAUGCGGAACCCUCAUUACGCUGCGCCGUACUAACAGGUACCGGACGCGCGUUUUGCGCUGGAGCGGAUUUGAAGGAGUGGGAUGAGACGAAUUCUUCAUCUUCCCCAUCUUCUACCUCGAACUCGGGGUCAGAGUUAAUAACACCCCGAGAACGAAAAACCCGCUUCCCACCGGGCGGUUUCGGCGGGAUGAGUAAUCGAGGCGGGUUGAAACCGAUUAUAGCAGCGGUUAAUGGCGUGUGUUUCGGCGGCGGCAUGGAGAUGGCGGUUAAUGCUGAUCUUGUGAUCGCGAGCGAUGCGGCGGUGUUUGGACUUCCGGAGGUUACUAUUGGGGUUAUUGCGCUGGCGGGGGCGUUGCCUAGGUUGGUUAGGAGUGUUGGGAGGCAGCGCGCUGCGGAGAUGGCGUUGGGUGGGAGGAAGAGGUAUGGUGCGAGGGAGAUGUUGGGGUGGGGGUUGGUUAAUGAGGUUGUGGAUGUUGGGAAGGGGGGUAAUGAGGUUGUGGUAGAGGCGGCGUUGAAGUGGGCGAGGACGAUUGCGGGGAAUAGUCCUGAUGCUGUGAUUGUGACGCGCGAGGGGUUGAAGUUGGGGUGGGAGGGUGUUGGGCCGGAGCAGGGGACGGAUUUACUGCUUAAGGGGUGGUUUGGGCGGAUUGAGAAGGGUGAUAAUGCGGUUGAGGGUGUGAAGAGCUUUGUUGAGAGGCGGAAGCCAGUUUGGAAGGAUAGUAAGUUGUGA